Messenger RNA from Geodia barretti, 891 nucleotides. The record is from the annotation of a GenBank genome assembly. Lineage: Eukaryota; Metazoa; Porifera; Demospongiae; Tetractinellida; Geodiidae.
AUGACCUAUGUGAACGAGGUAGAAGCCAACCCGCUUGACAAGGAGGCGAGAAUAGCCGCAAACAUCAAGGAAGGCGAAUUCUUCUAUCAUUGGAUGCUCUCAACAGGCAUAGUCCACGCCGACAACCCCGUCUGGGUCAACCCGGAUUUCGUGGAAGGUUGGCAGAUGGAGAUAACAGGCAUCGAUGUCGGCACAACAGCCGUCAAAGCCAUGCUUCUUGACGCCGAUGGCGCUGUGCUCGCGGAAGCCGAGGUCGAGCAACCCAUCGAUGUGCCACGCCCCGGCUGGACCGAGCAGCACCCCGAUAUGUGGUGGCGCAACACCGUUCUUGCAGUUCGCAAAGCCCUGCAACUCGCAGACCAAGGUGGCAACCGCAUCGAACUCGCCGCCAUCGGGCUUAGCGGUCAGAUGCACAGCUCCGUGUUCCUCGACUCCGAUGGCGAAGUCAUCAGGCCUGCCUUGCUAUGGAAUGACGCCCGCACCACUCCACAGCGCCAUCACAUCAUCGAUGCCUUGGGACUGCCGGGGCUUCACGGCACGGUCGGCAAUUUGCCGCUAGAAGGCUUUACCGCGCCCAAGCUCCUCUGGCUGAAGCAGAACGAACCCGACAACUACGCCCGCCUGCGCACAUUGCUACUCCCCAAGGAUUACAUUCGCUAUCGCCUGAGCGGAGACUACGCCACCGAGCCAUCGGACGCCGCCGGCACUUUGCUCUUCGACAUCAGGCAUCGCCGCUGGUCGCAGACGAUGUUACAGGCAUUAGAAGUGGAUGCAGGUAUCCUGCCCCGCGUCGUGGAGUCAACAGAGAUUUCAGGCGUGGUUACGACCGCCGCCGCUUCCGAACUCGGAAUCCACGGGGGCAUCCCUAUCGUUGGCGGCGGCGCGGACUAA